Clarias gariepinus (North African catfish) is the source of this 3789-nucleotide messenger RNA. RefSeq names its product Rap guanine nucleotide exchange factor (GEF) 3 (gene rapgef3). NCBI's taxonomy places the organism in Eukaryota, Metazoa, Chordata, Actinopteri, Siluriformes, Clariidae. The record is from RefSeq and is a predicted model, not a curated record. Gene Ontology annotation, molecular function: guanyl-nucleotide exchange factor activity. Bases 319 to 2991 code for a protein of 890 amino acids. Gene Ontology annotation, cellular component: plasma membrane. The transcript has 27 exons. Gene Ontology annotation, biological process: Ras protein signal transduction; positive regulation of GTPase activity.
CUUAGUUGUUGUUGUUAAUGCUAGAACUGGACCUGUGGGAGUGCCUGUUUCUGUAGAAGAGGUUAGGACUGAGUGGGCUGUUCCUGUCGGUAUUUGCACACUUACAGUACAGUAAGAGCGUAGGCUUCCUCUCACACACACACACACGCAGCCGCACACACCCGCGCGAGGAGCGUCAGGUGGCUGGCAGCGGCAUGCAGGAGUUGUGCUGUGUGACACGGGAUGAAUCUAUCAGCGCCGGAGUGUGUAACCUCCUCAGGGGAGCACGGAGAGUGAGAGUGUAUCGGGCUCUAUCGGCAUAGCUCGCUUUAUCAUGAAAUGCUUCCGCAGAUGUUCUCAGACAGACAGUGCUCGAUAUUAAAUCCGUGUAAAAAAAUGCAUCUGUUUCGGAGUUAUAAUUACCAAGUGUUUCCCGAUCGCUAUUCCGCGGAGAAAGCGGGUAUCAGGGGCAUCAGCUGGACACCACUGCCUGAGGCCUUGGACACACAGGACACAAUGAAGCAGUUUUUGUCUGAUCGGGUCUUAAAGGCAGCUCGUGUGGUGUAUAGUGCACUGAAGGAAAGAAAUCCAGAUCUAAUCAGAGACAGAAAACAUCACCUUAAGACCUACAGACAGUGUUGCAGUGGGAAGGAACUUGUUGACUUUCUGAUGAAGCUGAAUGACUGCUCCCAGUCCCGAAAUCAGACUGUUGGCAUGUGGCAGGUGUUAAUCGAUGAAGGCAUUAUUGUAAAUGUGAAGCAAGAGUUUGACUUUCAUGACAAAGACACACAGUUUUACCGAUUUAUGGAGACUGAAUUUGAUCUGAAUAACACAACCAGUGAAAAAGACACAAAAGAUGAUGAGCUUCAAGAAGGUUUAUCAUUCUUGGUCCAGAUGGGCCCUGAUGCUCUUCUAAAUAUGAAACUACGCAAAAGUCCAAGCCAAAGGACAGCUGAGGAUGUGGAAGUUAUCUAUGAGGAGCUGCUACAUGUUAAGGCUGUCGCCCAUUUGUCGACUUCUGUUCGCAAAGAGCUGGCUGCAGUGCUUGUCUUUGAGUCCUAUGCCAAGGCAGACACAGUGUUGUUCAGCCAAGGGGACAAAGGUACAUCCUGGUACAUCAUCUGGAGGGGCUCUGUUAAUGUUAUCACACAUGGCAAGGGCUUGGUGACCACGCUGCAUGAAGGAGAAGACUUUGGCCAGCUUGCUUUAGUGAAUGAUGCUCCUCGUGCUGCCACCAUCAUACUGAGGGAAGACAAUUGUCACUUUCUCAGAGUAGACAAGCAAGAUUUUAUUCGCAUACUUAAGGACGUGGAGGCUAAUACAGUACGUUUAGAGGAACAUGGGAAAGUUGUCCUUGUCCUUGAGAAAAGCUCAGGCCAGGAGGCACCACAUCAGACAGGAAGCAGCAACAAGUAUACAGUGAUGUCAGGAACACCAGAGAAGAUUCUUGAACAUGUCCUAGAGACAGUUAAACUGGACACUAAUGGCUGUGAUCCCAUAGAUGCCUGUGUUAAUGACUUUCUUCUCACACACCAAGUAUUCAUGCCCUCUGCACAGCUCUGCCCUGCCCUUCAGCACCACUACCACACUGAGUCAUCUGAAGGCUCUGAGCUGGAAAAAGCAGCUUAUGCUCUCAACACCAGGCAAAAAGUUGUGAAACUAGUGAGCCAAUGGGUAGCUCUCUGCGGCUCACAGCUGAAGGAAGACCCUGUGGCCUCCCACUUCCUCGAGAAACUAAAAGAGGAGGUGAUGGAUGACACAAGACUCUCAAACAUGCUUAAGGAGCAGCUGAGGGAUAGGAAAAAAAACAGAGUUUCAGAGAAUGGAGGUCAAACACUUAUGAAGUUGAAUCAAAAAUUUGAUUGGUUUGCCACUUAUGAGGAGCCAACUAGGAAGUGCCAUCCAAUCAGAGCUCAAGACACAGUUUUGUAUGAGAUUUUCAAACCAGAACAUAAAUCCAUAACACUGAUGCUGCCUGUGAACUGCUCAGUGCAGGACAUUAUGGAUGCUUUGAUGGAUGCUUUUGAUGCAGACCAUGUGUUGGUGAAAAUGAACUCUUCAGGAGAGAGAGUUCAGCUCAAGCUGGAUUCUACAGCCGUUUUCACAUCUCUGGGACUGAAUGAGCGGCUCUUCUUGUGCACUGCUUCUCAAGUAGAGCAGCUGACCCCUCUGAAAGAGCAGCUUGGUCCAGAGAAGAGUACUGUCGACUUCCUGGAGCAGAUUUCCUCUAAGGAGAUUGCUAGCCACCUGACCAACUACGACUGGGAACUCUUCAUGGCCAUGCAGGAGGCAGAGCUUGUCUACUACAUUUUUGGCCAGAACAAAUUUCCUGGAGAAACCACAGCUAAUCUGGAGCGGUUUGUGCGACAUUUCAACAAAGUGCAGUACUGGGUAGUGACUGAACUCUGCUUAUGUGAAGACCUUAUGAAAAGAUCCAUGCUGGUCAAAAAGUUCAUUAAAAUAGCAGCUGUGUUGAAGGAGCUGAAGAACCUGAACUUGUUCUUUGCAGUGAUGUUUGGCCUGAGUAACAGUUCAGUGCAGAGGCUCUAUAAAACAUGGGAGAGAUUGCCAAGCAAAACUAAAAGGAUCUACUGUGCAUAUGAGAGGUUACUGGAUCCAUCCCACAAUCACAGAGCGUAUAGACUGGCUGUGGCCAAACUUAACCCACCAUACAUUCCGCUUAUGCCUCUGCUACUGAAAGACAUGACAUUUAUCCAUGAGGGUAACCGGAAUUUUACUGACAAUCUGGUUAACUUUGAGAAAAUGCGGAUGAUUGCCAGGACAGUGAAGAUUGUUCAGGAUUGUAGAAGCCAGCCUUAUGUGCCUUCAUCACCCCAGAAGGGCUUCACAGAAAGAAUGUUCUUAGAGUCUCCUGCUAUACGAGUAUCUACAUAUUCUGAGCAGUCGCUGCCUUUACAUAGUGUCACCAGUAUACAACACUACAUCCAGAACCUAAAUGUCAUUGAUAAUCAGAAGAAACUGACACAGCUUUCCAGAGCCAUAGAACACUGAACAUUGAAACUUGUGCCGUUUCCUUCAAAGGUCCAGCUCCAUACUGAACGAGGAAAUCAUUUCCUGUUUUCAGCCUGUAGACAAAUCCAUGAUGCCCUGAACUGGGAUCGAUGAUUGGAUGAGACUCUUUAUAAAGGUGUUUUCUUACCAGUGCUGAGCUGUCCUCUAAUGCCUUACAGUAUAACCCUACUCGUUGUGUAUGAUUCAUAUAUCAGCAAUCUUAAUCUGUUGUACAGUAUCAAUCAAAAGUUUUGACAAACUAUUAACAUUUUUUUAUUAUUUAUGUUCUACCAUUCAGAACAAUACUGGAUUUUCUAAAACUAUCAAAUAACGUAAGGAACUAAGUAAUUAAUUAACAAUGACAACAGUCAGUUAUUUUAAGACACGAAGGUCAACUGUUUUUUAAUAGUUCUAGCAAAAGUUUACAGCACCUCAGAUUAGAGCUGUUACGAAGUUUACAGAGCAUAAGUAGGAGACAUAUUUCAAUAUCAACUAUUUAAAGAUUAUGGCAUACUUUGGAUGCCUUCAGCAUUGUUUUACAGAAAGAAAAUUUUUAAAAAUGACAAGACAUAAGGUGUGUCCAAACUUUUUUUUUAAACAGGCAUACCCGUUACUAGUAUACCUAUAGCUGUUAUGAAAUAUAAUAUUUAAACUGCAUAAAGCAUAACCUUUGUAAGUACAUUUAAAGAAGAUAUUAAAGGUCAAUGGAUUGUACAGCCUAUAUCAACUACCAUUUCAGAUGUAUUGCAAGCAAACUGUGUAAAUUUUAUUUUUGUUAAAUAAAUUAUUGAAAUACUG